CUCGUGCGCCCUGCAUGAACGGAGCGGGCCGUUGCCGAAGUUCGACCGGGCCAUGGCUCUGAUUUUCCGGCCAAGGCCCCACUGACCCCCGGCUCCCCUGCCGUCUUGGCAAACAGGGCAUGUCAAUUUCCACCUCGUCCUCACCUCAUCCUUCCUCCUUACAAAGCAUAACCUCUACUUAUUCUCUCUCUUACAGUCCCGAACUCCGAAUUGUGAAACCCCACGAGCCUGGUUUUGUUCGCUCAUUUUUCAUCCACGUCUAGGGACUUUGAUACCCUAGAACAAGACAAAACAAAACGGGGCCCGCCCAAGAUGCCCAGUAACGAAGAAAUCCCCCCGGCCCAAAAGGCCCGCACCAUCGCGCACAUGAACAAAGACCACCGGCGCAACAUGCGCCACAUCCUACAGCACUUCGGCUCCGUCCCGCCUGCGCCUUCCCUGCCGGCGGAGGAUGAGCAGGACGCCCCAGACUCGGACUCGGACCCCCUGAUGGUCGACAUCGCCCUCACCCACUUCACCGUCUCCCUCCCACACUUCAACAACGCCGCCACUGAGUACUGCAUCGCCUUCAACCCGCCCCUGGCAAGCUGGGACGAGCGCCGGCCGCGGCUGGUGGAGAUGACGCGGGCUGCGUGCGCGGCGCUGGGGAUCCAGGACCCUGAAUCUCCCGGGUCUGAGGCGAAGAGUGGUGGUGGUGGUGAUGGUGGGAGGAAGGCGGUGGUGGUGGUGGUGAACGAGUACAUGCCGCCUCGCAUCCCCGUCGACAUAACCAUCUUUUCCUCCGUCCUCUUCUAUUACGCCUGCUUUAUCGCCGUGCAGCUCGGCUAUUUCGCGCCCGGGACGCCGGCGUCGCGGAUCGUGGAGGAGGUGGUGCGGUUUCCGUACGGGCCGGCCGGGUUCACGUGGCUUGUCAGGGCCAUCUUCGUGCCGGUGCUGGCGAUCCAUGUGGCGGAGACGUGGUGGCUUGAGCGGAGCCGGCUGAGGAGGUUUGGGGUCAGGAGGGGGAGGAAGGUGUGGUGGCUUUGGAUGGGGAGUGUCUUUAUUGAGGGCGGGAUGGCUUCACUCCGGCCGAGAGCCAACAUGGCACGGCCUCCAAAGAAGAAACAGAACCCAGUCCACGCGGCCAUCAGCUCAUGGCUAGACACCCUCCCACUUCCGCUCUUGGAAUCCCUUGCCAACCAGCUCAACACCGACCCCGCCGAUGCCAAGAAGUUCCUGGUCGAGCGCGCGCCAAAGCGCUGGGUCGUCUAUGAGCCCAUGGUUCUCCUCCCCAGCGGUAGCUUCACAUCCCAUCCCUGGCCGGCCCUCCUAGAAUGUGCGACGCCAUCCCAGAAGGAAGCCCUGUGGAUAGGCAUCCUCCAGCACCUUUCCCGCGGCAACUCCAAACCAGCGCUGACCCACCUGGCCAUCAACGAGGGCAUCCCUUUGCACCUCAACAACGUCACACCCUCCCAGUCAGCAUGCGAGCCAGCACAACGACGGACAGAACAAGAUACAGAAAACCUCCUCCGCGCCCCGACAGCGCUACAACCCCUCCACGGCUCCUUCGGCCCCGACCCUCCUACCACCACCACUUCCUCCUCCUCCUCCCGCCCAACCCAAGAAGACUUCCGCUCCGCUCUCUGGGUAUCCACAACCCAGAACGGGAUCGUCCAGACCUGGGUACCGCGGCACACCAUGUUCAGCCGGGGCAACAUCAAGGAGAAGGCCCGUCUCUUGUCCUUCCACCACCACCACCAACACUCCCCCUCCUCCCCUUCUCCUCCUCCUCCUUCUCCUUCGCCUUCGUCCAGCAGUUCCCCUGCUGCACGGCGAGCGCGAAAAGGAGGCGAAAAAGACGCACUGCGCGGCAAAUGGGCGGUGGACCUCUACGCGGGGAUAGGCUACUUCGCCUUCUCGUACGCCCGGCUCGGGAUGCGGGUGCUGUGCUGGGAGCUGAAUCCGUGGAGCGUCGAGGGGCUGAGGCGGGGCGCCGAGGCGAACGGGUUCUCGGUUCGAGUCGUUGCUCCGCCGCCGCCGCAGUCUGGAACUGAGUGGGAAGGAGGAGGAGGAAGAGGAGGAGGAGGAGAAAGUGAGGUGGAUGAUCUGGCUGAGGUGCUUGGGGGAGGGAGCCAGAUUGUGGUGUUCUUGGAAGAUAACCGGCACGCGGCCGGGAGGGUGCGGGAGGCGAGGGAGAGGAUUGUUGGACCUGCGCGGCUGGAGGUGGUGCAUGUCAAUUGUGGCUUCUUGCCGAGUAGCCAGGGCGUGUGGAGGGAUGCCUGGGAGAUCAUGCAAACAGGGGGUUGCGGUGCUGGGUGGCUGCAUCUGCACGAGAACGUUGGGGUGGGCGAUAUAGAGGGGAGGAGGGAGCAGAUCCAGGCGCUGUUUGAUCGGUGGAAGAGGGAGGGCGGUGAUGGCGGCGCAGGAGAUGCCAAGGUAGAACAUGUCGAAUUGGUCAAGACGUACGCGCCGGGGGUAUGGCACUGCGUCUUUGACGUCUUUAUUAAAAAGGACUAG
This is a messenger RNA of Chaetomium strumarium, 2496 nucleotides long. RefSeq names its product S-adenosyl-L-methionine-dependent methyltransferase. The transcript is spliced from 2 exons. Gene Ontology annotation, biological process: wybutosine biosynthetic process; tRNA methylation. The record is from RefSeq and is a predicted model, not a curated record. Gene Ontology annotation, cellular component: cytoplasm. The coding region runs from base 313 to 2496 and encodes 727 amino acids. Gene Ontology annotation, molecular function: tRNA methyltransferase activity. Lineage: Eukaryota; Fungi; Ascomycota; Sordariomycetes; Sordariales; Chaetomiaceae.